GUAAACUGCAUCCUUCUUUUUUUUUUCAUGAUCUCUGGAAUUGCCCAAGGCAGUUUUAAGAAGAACAGAGGGAAUUCAUCAUAUGUAUUAGCAAGCUUUUGUCAUCUUUUUUUUUUUUAAUUCAAAUGUUUUUAUAAUUUUGUGGUGCCUGAGAUUUUUUUUUUUUUUCUGCUUCCUCCAUCCUUCAUUGGUGCUGCGCUUAGUCAAUGCGUGAGAAAUCCUCGCUGUGCGUAGAAUAGGCAUCUCAUGAGAAGGGAUGCAGAUGAAGGCUGUCAGAGUAAGUGAGGGGAAGGCACGCUGCAAAUGGAGCCAGGGAUGCUAGAGAUGUACACUGGAAAAGGCUGGGAAUGGGUUGCACCACUAGUGUCAUCCUUUUCAAAAGCAUUUGCACAGUUCUAGAGAGGAAUUGUGCUUAUAUCUGCAAACAGCAAGGAGAAAAUAAUGCCAUCGACUAUACAGUACAGAGCUUAUCAAGAGAAGAUUCUGGCUUCACACAUUCAUCACUGGCAAAGCCAAAGCUCAUUGAACCCAUUGACUAUGAGAAUGUUAUUGUACAGAAGAAAACACAAAUACUGAAUGAUGCACUACGGGAGAUGCUCCUCUUUCCAUAUGAUGAUUUUCAGAUAUCAACCUUAAAGCGCCAGGGUCGAUAUACAUGUUCAACUGUUCCAGACAAUGCAGAAAAGGAAGCACAGAGUCUCUUUGUCACAGAGUGCAUCAAAACAUACAACUCUGACUGGCAUGUUGUCACUUACAAGUACGAGGAGUAUUCAGGAGAUUUCCGACAACUUCCAAACAAAGGAACCAAACCAGAAAAGCUCCCAGUGCAUGUGUAUGAAGUAGAUGAAGAAGCGGACAAAGAUGAGGAUGCAGCAUCCCUCGGGUCACAGAAAGGGGGAAUCACUAAACAUGGCUGGCUGUAUAAGGGAAACAUGAACAGUGCAAUAAGCGUCACCAUGAGGUCUUUCAAAAGAAGAUUUUUCCACCUUAUUCAACUUGGUGAUGGCUCAUACAACCUAAACUUCUACAAAGAUGAAAAAAUUUCCAAAGAACCUAAGGGGUCAAUAUUCCUUGAUUCCUGCAUGGGUGUUGUACAGAACAACAAAGUAAGACGCCUUGCCUUUGAGCUGAAGAUGCAAGACAAGAGCAGUUAUCUUCUGGCUGCAGACAGUGAUGCUGAAAUGGAGGACUGGAUCAACACGCUUAACAAAAUCCUGCAGUUAAACUUUGAAGCUGCCAUGCAAGAAAAGAGGAACGGAGAGUCCCAUGAAGAUGAUGAACAGAACAAAUUUGACAAUUCCACAUCCAGUAUUGACAGUUACCUUCCAGAGAAAAGUACAAGAGAAGCAGAAUCCAAAUUGAAAAAUGAAAGCAGAGUCAAGCUUUUUGCCUUGGAUUCAGACACACAGAAACUUGACUUCUCUGGAAUUGAACCAGAGGUAAAACCCUUUGAAGAGAAGUUUGGGAAAAGGAUACUGGUGAAAUGUAAUGAUUUAUCCUUCAAUCUGCAAAGCUGUGUGGCUGAAAAUGAAGAGGGACCUACUACAAAUGUUGAACCAUUUUUUGUCACGCUAUCCUUGUUUGAUAUUAAAGCCAACAAGAAGAUGUCUGCUGACUUUCACGUGGAUUUGAACCAUUCCUCUGUGAGGCAAAUGAUUCCCACUCCUCAACAGAUUUUAAAUGGUGGAGGAGAUUUUGGGCGCAGGAUUGCAGGAUGUGUACAGGAAUCAAUGCUGCAGUAUCCCAAACAGGGAAUUUUUUCUGUCACAUGUCCUCACCCUGACAUCUUCCUUGUGGCCAGAAUAGAAAAGGUUCUCCAAGGGAGCAUUGCACAUUGUGCUGAGCCCUACAUGAAGAGCUCGGAUUCUGCAAAGGUGGCUCAGAAGGUUUUAAAGAAUGCCAAACAAGCAUGCAGCAGACUUGGACAGUACAGGAUGCCAUUUGGCUGGGCAGCAAGACCAUUGUUUAAAGAUUGUUCAGGAACACUGGACAAGACUGCAAGAUUUUCUGCUAUUUUCCGUCAGGAUAGCAACAAACUGUCAAAUGAAGAUAUGUUGAAAUUGCUUGUUGACUUUAGAAAGCCUGAAAAGAUGGCCAAGCUUCCAGUUAUUUUAGGAAAUUUAGACAUUCACAUUGACAAUGUGUCUCCUGAUUUUCCAAAUUAUGUGAAUUCCUCUUACAUUCCUAUGAAGCAAUUUGAGAGCGGUGCAGAUACUGUGACGUUUGAAGUAGAAGAGUUUGUUCCUUGCAUUCCCAAGCACACACAACCGUUCACCAUCUACAACAACCACCUCUAUGUUUACCCAAAGCACUUGAAAUAUGAUGGCCAGAAGGCCUUUGCAAAGGCCAGAAACAUAGCCAUAUCAAUUGAAUUCAGAGAUUCAGAUGAUGAAGAGGCACAGCCGUUAAUGUGUAUAUAUAGCAGGCCUGGUUGUCCUGUGUUUGUGAAAAAUGCAUUGGCCUGUGUUUUACACCAUCAGCAGAAUCCUGAGUUCUAUGAUGAGAUUAAAAUAGAGCUGCCCACACAACUUCAUGAAAAACACCAUUUACUGUUCACAUUCUACCAUGUCAGCUGUGACACUUCUAGCAAGGGAGGCACAAAGAAGAAGGAUGUUAUUGAAAGCCAAGUUGGAUAUGCCUGGUUGCCUUUGCUAAAGGAUGGUCGAGUGGUCACCAACGAGCAAAACAUUCCAGUGUCUGCCAACCUUCCCACAGGUUAUUUGGGCUAUCAGGAAUUUGGAAUAAGCAAGCAUUCCGGUCCAGAAAUUAAAUGGGUGGAUGGAGGAAAGCCAUUGCUGAAAAUCACUACUCAUCUGGUGUCCACUGUUUAUGCACAGGAUCAACAUUUGCACAACUUCUUUCAGUAUUGCCAGAAAAAUGAAUCUGGAGCACAGGCCUUAGGAAGUGAACUUGUGAAAUAUUUGAAGAGUCUCCAUGCAAUGGAAGGACAUGUCAUGAUUGCCUUUCUACCUACAAUCCUUAACCAAAUGUUUAGAGUACUUACAAGAGCUACUCAGGAGGAAGUGGCUGUCAAUGUGACACGAGUCAUUAUCCAUGUGGUUGCUCAGUGCCAUGAAGAAGGACUGGAGAGCUACCUGAGGUCAUAUGUAAAGUAUGUAUACAAGGCAGAGCCAUAUAUUACAUCUGAAUACAAGACUGCGCACGAAGAGCUGGCCAAAUCCAUGACCAUGAUCCUCAAGCCUUCUGCUGACUUUCUAACCUGUAACAAGCUCCUCAAGUACUCAUGGUUUUUCUUUGAAGUCCUAAUAAAAUCUAUGGCCCAACACCUUGUUGAGAAUACAAAAAUAAAAUUAUUACGAAACCAAAGAUUCCCAGCCUCUUUUCAUCAUACGGUGGAAACCUUGGUUAAUAUGCUUAUGCCACACAUCACACAGAAAUACAAGGACAAUCCAGAGGCCUCUAGGAAUGCAAACCAGAGCCUUGCAUUCUUCAUCAAACGGUGCUUCACUUUCAUGGACAGGGGUUUUGUGUUUAAACAGAUUAAUAAUUACAUGAGCUUCUUUGCACCUGGAGAUCCAAAGACACUGUUUGAAUACAAGUUUGAGUUUUUGAGAGUUGUCUGUAACCACGAGCACUACAUUCCCUUAAAUUUGCCGAUGCCGUUUGGAAAAGGCAGGAUCCAAAGAUAUCAAGACCUUCAACUUGACUACACUUUGACAGAUGAAUUCUGCAAGAACCAUUUUCUAGUGGGCCUACUGCUCAGAGAAGUUGGGAAUGCACUGCUGGAAUUCAGAGAAAUUAGGCAGAUUGCCAUUAGUGUAUUAAAGAGCUUGAUGAUCAAGCAUUCAUUUGAUGACCGAUAUUCUUCCAGGAGUCAACAAGCGAGGAUAGCCACACUAUAUCUUCCUUUGUUUGGGCUCUUGAUUGAAAAUGUCCAGCGGGUUAAUGUGAAGGACACAUCCCCAUUCUCUGCAAUUCAGGGGAAUGCAAAAGAUGACCUAGUUAAUGUAGCUGCUGGAAAUCAAUUGGUGACUCCUCAGAAGCCAGGCAAUACCUUGGAUAACAGUCUUCAUAAAGAUCUCUUUGGCGUUAUUUCUGGCACAGCUUCCCCGCAUACCUCAUCUACGCCUAACAUAAACAGCGUGAGGAAUGCAGACUCCCGAGGGUCUCUCAUCAGCACCGAUUCAGGGAACAGUCUUCCAGAAAGGAAUAGCGACAAGAGCAGUUCUUUAGAUAAGAACCAGCAUGGUGGCUCUAUGGGAAACCAGUUGGUGCGCUGUGAUAAACUAGAACAAGCUGAAAUUAAGAGUUUGCUCAUAUGCUUCCUACAUAUUCUAAAAAGCAUGUCAGAUGAUGCACUGUUUACCUAUUGGAACAAAGCCACAACAUCAGAACUGAUGGAUUUUUUCAUAAUCUCAGAAGUGUGUCUGCAUCAGUUCCAGUAUAUGGGCAAGCGAUACAUUGCCAGGAACCAGGAGGGGUUGGGACCCAUAGUUCAUGACCGAAAGUCUCAGACAUUACCUGUUUCCCGUAACAGAACAGGGAUGAUGCAUGCCAGAUUGCAGCAGCUCAGCAGCCUGGAUAAUUCUCUCACUUUUAACCACAGUUAUGGUCACUCAGAUGCCGACAUUCUACACCAGUCAUCACUUGAAGCCAACGUAGCUACUGAAGUAUGCCUUACUAUCCUGGACACGUUGUCCCUGUUUACCAUGGCGUUUAAGAACCAACUAAUUGCAGAUCAUGGGCAUAACCCCUUAAUGAAGAAAGUAUUUGAUGUGUAUCUCUGCUUUCUUCAGAAGAACCAGUCGGAGACCACGUUAAAAAAUGUCUUCUCCGCUUUAAGAUCUUUAAUUUAUAAGUUUCCGUCAACAUUUUAUGAAGGAAGAGCGGAUAUGUGCGCUGCCUUGUGUUAUGAAAUCCUCAAGUGUUGUAAUUCCAAGCUCAGCUCCAUCCGGACAGACUCCUCUCAGCUGCUGUACUUCUUAAUGAGAAAUAACUUUGACUACACUGGAAAGAAGUCAUUUGUCAGAACACAUUUACAGGUGAUCAUAUCCGUAAGCCAGCUUAUAGCAGAUGUGGUUGGAAUUGGAGGCACAAGAUUCCAGCAGUCUCUCUCCAUCAUCAACAACUGUGCAAACAGUGACCGGCUCAUAAAGCAUACAACGUUCCCUUCUGAUGUAAAAGAUCUUACGAAAAGAAUCCGCACUGUACUAAUGGCCACAGCACAGAUGAAGGAGCAUGAGAAUGACCCAGAAAUGCUGGUAGACCUUCAAUACAGCCUGGCAAAGUCCUAUGCCAGCACCCCUGAGCUCAGGAAAACCUGGUUAGACAGCAUGGCCAGGAUUCAUGUCAAACAUGGGGAUUUAUCAGAGGCAGCAAUGUGCUAUGUACACGUGGCGGCUCUGGUAGCAGAAUACCUGACGCGGAAAGGAAUGUUUAGGCAGGGAUGCUCAACCUUCAGAGUGAUUACUCCAAAUAUUGAUGAAGAGGCAUCUAUGAUGGAAGAUGUUGGGAUGCAGGAUGUUCAUUUUAAUGAGGAUGUGCUGAUGGAGCUUCUGGAACAGUGUGCAGACGGCCUUUGGAAAGCUGAGCGUUAUGAGCUAAUUGCAGACAUCUAUAAACUCAUCAUUCCCAUUUAUGAAAAGCGUAGGGAUUUUGAGAGACUCGCUCAUUUAUAUGACACUCUUCACCGGGCUUACAGCAAGGUUACAGAGGUGAUGCAUACAGGCAAGAGACUUCUGGGGACCUAUUUUAGAGUGGCCUUCUUUGGACAAGCAGCGCAAUACCAGUUUACAGACACUGAAACAGAUGUGGAGGGUUUUUUUGAAGAAGAAGAUGGGAAGGAAUAUAUUUACAAGGAGCCCAAGCUGACUCCACUGUCUGAGAUCUCCCAACGCCUUCUCAAGCUGUACUCGGACAAAUUUGGUGCUGAAAAUGUGAAAAUGAUACAGGAUUCUGGCAAGAUAAACCCGAAAGACUUGGACUCCAAAUAUGCCUACAUCCAAGUCACGCAUGUCACGCCUUACUUUGAAGACAAGGAACUGCAGGAAAGAAAAACAGAGUUUGAAAAAAGUCACAAUAUUCGCCGCUUUGUGUUUGAGUUGCCAUUUACCCUCUCUGGAAAAAGGCACGGUGGGGUGGAAGAGCAGUGUAAACGCAGAACUAUACUCACUGCUUUACACAGUUUCCCUUAUGUGAAAAAGCGGAUUCCUGUCAUGUAUCAGCACCACACUGACCUGAACCCCAUAGAAGUAGCAAUUGAUGAAAUGAGUAAAAAAGUAGCUGAGCUUCGUCAAGUUUGCUCUUCUUCUGAAGUGGAUAUGAUCAAAUUACAAUUAAAACUGCAAGGCAGUGUCAGUGUACAGGUAAAUGCUGGACCUUUAGCAUAUGCAAGAGCUUUCUUGGAUGAUACCAACACUAAAAGAUAUGCAGACAACAAAAUAAAGCAACUAAAAGAGGUUUUCAGGCAAUUUGUUGAAGCAUGUGGCCAGGCCUUGUGUGUAAAUGAAAGGCUCAUAAAGGAAAACCAGUUUGAAUAUCAAGAAGAGAUGAAAGCUAAUUACAGAGAAAUGGUGAAAGAGCUGUCUGAAAUCAUGCAUGAGCAGAUUUGGUGCGGAGAGGAAAAGAUCAGUGUUAUGCAGAACUCACUUCACAUCUUCAAUGCCAUAAGUGGAACUCCAACAAGCACAACAGUCCAUGGAAUGACCAAUUCCUCCUCCAUUGCAUGAUUGUCCUUGUCCUUGUUCAUUUCACACCAUGCCUCACAUAUGGCUAUCUCAGGAUGCUUUGCAGAGCCCAUGGUCUUCUAUAAAUGGAUGACCAUUUACUACUAUUACAGAUGUUUAGCCAACUUAUAUGGUUGUUGAAAUAUGGCUGGGUAUGGUUAUUGCAGGAGCCAUAACGCCAUGUGUGUUUGUGUGUUACAUUUGGCAAUACCUGCUUUUAAAAAAAAAAAAAAAAAAGUCAAAAGGGGAAAAGUAAUGUAUUAAAUAUUUUUAUGCUAGCUAGAACCCUACUUUAGGGCAGUCACAAGGAAUAGCACAGUAGGUCUUAAAGGAGAAGAUAUCAAGGAAUGUAUAGUAUAUUAUAUAAAAUAUGACACUAAAGUUUACAUAUUAGUUUUAAAACCAAGCACAUUUAGUCUUCAGUCAGUUAACUAUUUUUUUCCCCAUUCCUCUGCUGUUUGUGUUUUUAAAUACGGACGAUCUUAAUUUUAUUUUAAUGCUCAACUGGAAAUAAGGUUCAUAUGUACAUGCAAUUUAGCUUAGGAUCACUGAAUGCUUGCUAAGGAUUGUAUUUCCUUGUUUGUAUUAUGGAUUGUCUGUGAUCUUCCAAAUUUAACUUAUACAAAAUACACACGAAAAACCUUAAUAUUUCACCUCUUCACACAUUCACACUGCUUUUACUAGUCCGUCCUGAAAGAUGUUACUGAGUAUUGAGAAUGUAUAUAUUGUUAAUUGACACAAAUCAUUUUUUCUGUACAUAAACGUGUUACAUUUCUAUGCAUUUUUUUAAUGUUCAUUGCUGAAAACUUUUAUUGUGACAAAUGUGCUUAUUCAUUUUACCUGCUAUAUUUUUGUCUUUACAGUUUAUUCUUGUACAUAAACAAGUGCAAUACAAAGACGUAUACAGUCUUUGCUAUGUUAGGUUUAUACACUGUUCAAAAGAAAACUUUUCUUUUUGCCAAAGCAAAGGUCAUGUAUGUAUUGGUGGUUAUGAAUACUGUGGUUAAAUGGUGGUGUUAUUUAAAGCUUUGAUCAUAUUGUUCUUUCAAAAUAAUAAUUUAGUAAUUUUAUAUUUGGGGAGGGGUGAAUACAAAGUUUUUAAUUUUAUUUAACUGGAAAAACAGUCCUGCUGUAAUUAACAUUGUGUACUACAUAUGUAUUAAAGGAAACUGCUAAUUUCCCUGUUUUAUUUUGCUUUCAUCAA
Rana temporaria (common frog) is the source of this 7890-nucleotide messenger RNA. RefSeq names its product dedicator of cytokinesis 9 (gene DOCK9). Gene Ontology annotation, biological process: small GTPase-mediated signal transduction; positive regulation of GTPase activity. The record is from RefSeq and is a predicted model, not a curated record. Gene Ontology annotation, molecular function: guanyl-nucleotide exchange factor activity. The coding region runs from base 348 to 6689 and encodes 2113 amino acids. Lineage: Eukaryota; Metazoa; Chordata; Amphibia; Anura; Ranidae. The transcript is spliced from 55 exons.